This is a messenger RNA of Hypomesus transpacificus, 1668 nucleotides long. RefSeq names its product zinc finger protein 239-like. Gene Ontology annotation, cellular component: nucleus. The record is from RefSeq and is a predicted model, not a curated record. The transcript is spliced from 2 exons. Bases 410 to 1267 code for a protein of 285 amino acids. Lineage: Eukaryota; Metazoa; Chordata; Actinopteri; Osmeriformes; Osmeridae.
GCCAUAGACUUCUGAGCAUGCAGCCAAUAGCAGCGUUGCUGAUCAAGGUUUCUACCAGAGCCUGUUUAAGACAUUAGACAUUCUCUGGAGAUACGUACAGUAAAGUGUCUCAACGUUUUAACAUCUUGAGACCUGAUGUAUUUAAAGAUCAAAGCUAUGUUGCAGUUCUAAUAGCUAUGAAAAUCCCCUACUGGCCAAUCAUACUUGAUCAUGGGCGGAGACUAGACAAAGAAGACACCUUAAGGCUCCAGAGAGACUACAUAGACUCAACCAGAGAGACUACAGAGAGAGACUCAACCAGAAACAGCAGUAACUAGACAGAGGAUCCACAAGAGAGAAACAAGCUUCCAGAGACUUGAUACAAGACAGGAUCCAGAGAGACCAGACAGAACAAAGAGAGAGCUGAGUUAUGGAGACACAUCAAUGUGCUACAUGUGGGAAAAGCCUUUCCUCAUCCAGUAACCUCAAGAAGCACAUGAUGAUCCACACUGGAGAGAAGCCCUACAGCUGUGACCACUGUGGUAAAACCUUUAGCCAGGCUAGCCAUUUCAGAAUUCAUAGAAGGAUCCACACUGGAGAGAAGCCCUACAGCUGUGACCUCUGUGGUAAAACCUUUACCCAUGCUAGCAGUUUGACAGUUCACAGCAGGAUCCACACUGGAGAGAAGCCCUACAGCUGUGACCUCUGUGGUAAAACCUUUAGCCACGCUUGCCAUUUCAGAACUCACCACAGGAUGCACACUGAGGAGAAGCCCUACAGAUGUGACCUAUGUGGUAAAACCUUUAGCAGCAAUAGAAAUUUUACAGAUCACUGCAGAAUCCACACUGGAGAGAAGCCCUACAGCUGUGACCUCUGUGGUAAAGCCUUUAGCCGGGCUAGCCAAUUCAGGACUCAUAGAAUGAUCCACACUGGAGAGAAGCCCUACUGCUGUGACCUUUGUGGUAAAACCUUUAGCCGUGGUAGCAGUUUGAUAGAUCACAGCAGGAUCCACACUGGAGAGAGGCCCUACAGCUGUGACCUCUGUGGUAAAACCUUUAACCACGCUGGCCAUUUCACAAUUCACCGCAGGAUCCACACUGGAGAGAAGCCCUACGUUUGUUACCUCUGUGGUAAAACCUUUAGCCAUUCUAGCAAUUUAACAGUUCACAGCAGGAUCCACACUGGAGAGAGGCCCUACAGCUGUGACCUCUGUGACUAUUCAGGUAAAACAAAUGACCAUCUGAAGAGUCAUCUGCAAGUUCACAAUAGAGAAACUCCAAAGCAGUGAUGUCUGGGUCCAAGCUGUCCCAGCAGUCACCACCUGAGAACUUCUGUAUGACCCACAGCUGGAAGAAUAACCGGCCUACAACUACAAAAUCCCAAUCCCUCUGCUGUUAGACUGCUAUCUCCCAUUUUGUCAUUUAACUUUUAUUGAUCUUUGACUAUUACAAACCUUGUCUAGGGGGAAAGGCCGUAACACUAGACAAACACACAAGACAGAACACGCAUAAAAACAGGGCGAGGGACAAAACAGCCUGUGUUUUGCACCUCUCUUUCAACAACUGUCUUUGGAAACCUCCAAAGUUUUCUUCUAUUUUUCAAAAAAAAAAUCCUUGUCUUCCUUGAGGGUUUAGGUUGGUUGAGGGGCAGUUCUACGAGCAUAUGUGAAGCCCUCUGUGACAUUGUUUG